AUGGGCUUCUAUUUUCCGGGUCCCGGUCCAUCCCUUAUCUUGCCAGAACUCUCCACUGCUUUCCACAACCAACCCCCUGUUUACAAUGCAACCAUCAACGAAGAAGGUCCAAGUCCGACAAUGGCGAAUGAAUUCAGGCUGGUAUCUCCUGGAAAAGACCACGAGGGAAGGCUACCAAGAAAGUACACAAGCGACGGACAGGGUGCUCUGAAGAACAUAUCGCCGCCGUUGGAGUGGUACAAUGUGCCGGAGGGGACGAAGAGGUUGGCACUGGUGGUGGAGGACAUUGAUGCCCCUGAUCCUGAUGGGCCUAUCGUGCCGUGGACUCACUGGGUGGUGGCGAACAUCCCACCGACGUUGAAGGAUCUGCCGGAGGGGUUCUCUAAGAAGGAAGAUGAGAUGGGUGGUGAGUAUGCUGAGAUCAAAGAAGGAAACAAUGAUUGGAAGGUCCCGGGUGGCGCGGCCCGAAGCUGCCGUCGCCGGGGCAUCGGUUCCAGUUCAAGCUCUAUGCAUUGGAUGAUGAUCAGCUGCAUCUUGGACAUGAGGUUUCGAUUUGGAUAUGGGUUUCUUUUCGGGUCUUUAGUGACGAAGGAGAAGCUGUUGGAGGUAAUAAAGGGGCAUGUGAUUGGGGAGGCGCUUCUG
Ilex paraguariensis (yerba mate) is the source of this 642-nucleotide messenger RNA. Lineage: Eukaryota; Viridiplantae; Streptophyta; Magnoliopsida; Aquifoliales; Aquifoliaceae. The record is from the annotation of a GenBank genome assembly.